AGGACCACCUGUUUCAAUCUCGCUGUGGGCGUCGACUUAAUCAACAUGGUGCGUCGUCUGCCGUGAUAGAACAGAAGUCAUUGUUAACCUUUCGUGCCAGCUUGUUAGUGCUUUGUCGCUGCAAGAAAAUGGCGCGUUUUUUGUUGCUUGUCUGUUUGACAGUGGGCAUUGUGUUCUUGACACAAGGGGAGCCAACUGAGGAUGAGUAUUCCAUCACCAUCAGGAUGCCAGAUGUCGUAUCAGAUAGGGCAGAUGCUCUUAUCUGUACAAGUGUUAAACUUGACCCAAAAGAGUCUUAUCUCAUUCGGUUUAAACCCCAUGCCAGCAAGGAAACGGCGCAUCACAUGAUGGUCUUUGGGUGCCACCAGCCCGGCAGUACCGCGGAGUCUUGGGCUUGUUUUAACAGCGACGGACAAGACGAAAACUCGGUCUGUAGGGACGGAGAGCGAGAGAUUCUUUUUGCCUGGGCUCUCGAUGCGCCAGAUAAAUCUUUACCCGAAGGAGUUGGUUUCCGUGUGUCAGGUAACACGACCAUCACGCACCUUGUCGUACAGCUUCAUUACGCCACUGAAUUCGCUCCUGGUGUAACCGACAACUCUGGUAUAACUCUGGAAUUUACCAACAAAAGACCUCCGCAACUGGCAAACUACUAUGUACUUGGUAACUGGGGGAUAAUCCCACCUCAGCUGAAAGAAUUUCACAUGGAGGCAGCAUGCGAAUACAGAAGAAAUUACACAAUUUAUCCAAUCGGGUUUCGAACCCACGCUCACAACCUUGGUGUAGUGACGUCAGGUUACCGUAUACGUAACGGCAAGUGGACGGAGAUUGGGCGUAUGUCGCCACAACUACCACAGACCUUCUACGACAUUACACAUCCAGGAAUGGACAUAAGAAAAGGCGACAUCCUGGCACAUCGGUGCACCAUGAACAGUAUGGCCAGGGACACUGUCACAAAUAUUGGCUCAACCAACCACGACGAAAUGUGCAACUUCUACAUCAUGUACUCCACGUAUGAUGACGAGCUCAUCGGUACAGACUUCUGCUUCAAAGACUCGCAGUACUACCAGUGGCUGGACGACUUCAGUCCUGACGUCAUCCCGAAAGACGCCAGCUCAUUGGACGGUAUCCCGGGGGCGAGCGAAGUCCUCGAGAAAUUUAACGGUAAAGGUGACCAAGGUCACGGUAUGCACGGGUGAUAUUGUAUCAGCUUGUUGGUUUUGUUAAAUAAAUAAACAAAAGGGCUUUGUCCAAACAAGUCA
This is a messenger RNA of Physella acuta, 1259 nucleotides long. RefSeq names its product peptidylglycine alpha-hydroxylating monooxygenase-like. Lineage: Eukaryota; Metazoa; Mollusca; Gastropoda; Physidae. Gene Ontology annotation, biological process: peptide metabolic process. Gene Ontology annotation, cellular component: extracellular region; membrane. Gene Ontology annotation, molecular function: copper ion binding; peptidylglycine monooxygenase activity. The record is from RefSeq and is a predicted model, not a curated record.